Messenger RNA from Solanum stenotomum, 975 nucleotides. Its product is annotated as basic endochitinase. The transcript is spliced from 3 exons. Gene Ontology annotation, molecular function: chitinase activity. Gene Ontology annotation, biological process: carbohydrate metabolic process; cell wall macromolecule catabolic process; chitin catabolic process. Lineage: Eukaryota; Viridiplantae; Streptophyta; Magnoliopsida; Solanales; Solanaceae. The record is from RefSeq and is a predicted model, not a curated record. The coding region runs from base 1 to 795 and encodes 264 amino acids.
AUGAGGCUUUUAGUAUUGGGUUUGUUUAGUGUUUUGUGUCUAAAAUGUGUUUUGGCACAAGAUGUUGGUAGUGUUAUUAAUAAAAAUUUAUUUGAGAGAAUAUUUCUGCAUCGAAACGAUGCUGCUUGUGCUGCGAAAGGCUUCUAUACUUAUGAAGCUUUUAUAACAGCAACUAAAUCAUUUGCUGCCUUUGGAACUACCGGUGAUACUAAUACUCGUAAGAAGGAAAUUGCUGCCUUUUUGGCUCAAACUUCUCAUGAAACUACUGGUGGAUGGGCAACAGCACCAGAUGGACCAUAUUCAUGGGGAUAUUGCUUCAAACAGGAACAAGGAAGCCCUGGAGAUUACUGUGUUUCAAAUCAACAGUGGCCUUGUGCUCCUGGCAAAAAGUACUUUGGUCGAGGUCCUAUCCAAAUUUCCUACAAUUACAACUAUGGACCAGCAGGGAGAGCAAUAGGUGUGAAUCUGCUAAACAACCCAGAUUUGGUAGCAAAUGAUGCAGUAGUGUCAUUCAAAACAGCGUUGUGGUUCUGGAUGACACCACAGCAGCCAAAACCAUCGGCACACGAUGUCAUUACUGGAAGAUGGAGUCCCUCUGCUGCUGAUUCUGCCGCUGGCCGCGUCCCAGGCUUUGGUGUGAUCACCAACAUCAUCAAUGGUGGAAUUGAAUGUAGCAAAGGUUCAAAUGCACAAAUGGAUAACAGAAUUGGGUUCUAUAGGAGAUAUUGUCAAAUUUUGGGAGUUGAUCCUGGAAACAAUUUGGACUGUGCUAAUCAAAGGCCAUUUGGACAGUAGGCAGCUUAAUUAAUUAAUUACUGCUGCUUUAUAUGUGUGAUCUAUUUACUACGUUUGUGUAGUACGUGACACAUUAAUAACAAGGUUUGGUCCAUCUAAAAUAUGUAUUAGUUUGUUUGUGUUCCAUAAUGAAACUUCCAUUUGGUCACACACGCGAAAUAAAGUUAAAGUUUUAUGCAU